GCGAUCGUUGAGUCCGUCGUCUCUUCAUCUAAAGCGUAUUGUCGAAGGGUUACUACCUUCUCUCUAGACAAAAAAUUGAUCGGCUAUGGCAAGAAAAUGGCGAAGGAAACAAUCGUCAGAAACGAUCUUCACGAUGGCUUGAGGAGACAAUGCGUUUAGUCCUGUUGCGACGUCGGCUAUUAUUUUAACGAACUAGACUGCAGGAAUCCAUUGCAAUUGGACGACCGUUGAAAUCUUCGCCCCCACUUUGGCAAGGCAAAUCUUGGCUGAGCACGAAUACGAUACGGCAGCGAUGUACGGUGAUUUACUGUAGAUAACCCGCAGUCUGACUUUACAGCGAGGUAUAAAAAGCACUCAGCUAGCAGUGGCCGACGGCCCCAGGUCGAUCCACUGCUUAUCACUCGCCAGUGUCAUCUGUUUGGUUCUCUGCCGUCGUCUGAGACAGAUGUCCUUUGGGACAAUGGACAGGAACAUCGCCCCAUAAUUCCAUCUGCUGCGUCACAGUCGAAAGAGGGCUUGACACUACAAUGUUCUCAUCGAAAGCUAACGGGAGACAUCGGGAAGGUGGGGCAGAAACAAAACUCGGGAAAUACUUGAGCGUUCCAUAGAAAAUGACUUCGAACUUCUGUGACCUUACUUUGGCUAAUGAUGAACGUAGUGAUGCUGACGCUGUUGGUGACAUGGUUGCAGGAAGGAACAGUGUGCUUAGGGAACUGAAAAGUGUCCUGCAUGACGAGCAUAAGAUGACAGCGACCUCGAAUUCUCCGAAGGCGAUUGUCACAUCUAUGCCUCCCGCCGGGUCGUCGACUGUGGCCAUCUCGACACCCGAUGGACGGUCCGGCUGUCCACCAGCAACGGGGCCGGCUAAUGCCCGCCCAGUGCUCUGCUUUCAGCACUGUCUUCGCGAGGUGCAUCUCUUGUGCCUGCAAUUGCCUAACACUUGUCCUCUAUGCGAUAAGAUAGUGGACAGGAAUUGCUUGUUGCUAUCACCCUCAGUAAUUCCGUCACCGUUCGGGCCAGCUUCAUCGUCGCCGUGUAGCGUGGUUAUCAAGCCAUCGAAAGGUUCUUUUCUCACCUCAUUAACGACCUCAUUGGAUCUACACGUUGGAUUAACGGAUUCGCACGGCAUCGUUCACGAGUAUGAUCGUCGAGGUUUGACCGUUGGAGCUGGCGAUUGGAGACAGUGUGUUACAAUACCUCUAAGUGCUGAUUCCAACGAGUCGAAGACGAUCGAUUCCAAUUUCUGGGAUUAUACUCUCGAGAUUACGGAGAAUCGUCAGUGCUGGUCACGUGAGUGCUACGACGGCGAAGAUCACAAUUGCUUCACGUUUGUACUGGAUUUUGUUCGUAUGCUCCAGCUGCCUGGUCUGUCGGCUGUGGCCUUAAAUCGGACACAGUUCUGUCAGCAAGUGAUUUGUCCACGGAUGAAGUCAGUGGCGCGGUACGUCACGCUAUACCGGAAACUUGAAGCGGAUCACAUCUACGUAAAGAAGAUUGCUUGACCAAAUGCAUAAUUAGCCGAUUAUGCUUGAAUUUGUACGAAGUCCGCAAGCAAUUAUUAUUUGUAAUUACUCGCUUCGCAGAGUUUACGCGUGGCCUUGUUCCUUCAGCUAAUGGGAGUAUCGUCAUCGUCGAAAGAGGCCGAGUAUCCUCAACGCUGUGGAGCAUAAACAAAGCAGUAACUUGAGCGGAUAUAAUAAUGUGCUCCGUCUACUUGUGGUAAUUUUUGGGUAGCAGUAGUCAUUCGGUGGCUAUCUUCUCGAUCAACCUGUCACUGUAGUCUGCAGUAAGUGGCACAGCGAAACAGGUGCGUUGGUCCUCCUUGGGCUAAAUCUUAGCGCUACCUACGUAAGCCAAAAAAGUAUCACAUCUAAAACACAAGGGGGCGCUUAACCUUCAUUGUUCAUUCAGGAGAGAAUUGAAAGAAGAGACUUAGCAUAUGUGACGCCAUUGUUAUUACAUAGAAGAAAAGAUGUAGAAAAGUUCACGAUUUCAAAGGGUUGGAACUAGCACGUUUAAUACGUUUGGCACAACCGCGGUAUAGAAAGCCAAAUUUUCAAAACAGUGUAAUGUACGUUACUCGUUGUUGUGGAAAAUUUAACAAUAACGAUAAUGAUAUUGAUUUCUGCCACUUUUCGAGCCGUCCAAACGGUUAUAGUGAGAAGCUGCACUUCAUAUCAAUAAUGAAAUACGAAAGAUAGAGCACGGGUCCGGCUGCGGCACGCCAAUGGUUAGGAAAAAAAAAAGAAAUUUAAUUUGAACGUUUCGCUAAAGGGAUAUGCGAUUUCAACGAAUCCAUCCAGCUGGUGAUUUAUACACUCAUGAUGCAUAUAUUAUGUGAUUCGUCAAAAAAAAAA
This is a messenger RNA of Varroa destructor (honeybee mite), 2357 nucleotides long. RefSeq names its product MKRN2 opposite strand protein. Lineage: Eukaryota; Metazoa; Arthropoda; Arachnida; Mesostigmata; Varroidae. The record is from RefSeq and is a predicted model, not a curated record.